Histoplasma capsulatum G186AR is the source of this 408-nucleotide messenger RNA. RefSeq lists its product as uncharacterized. The transcript has 3 exons. The record is from RefSeq and is a predicted model, not a curated record. Lineage: Eukaryota; Fungi; Ascomycota; Eurotiomycetes; Onygenales; Ajellomycetaceae. Bases 1 to 408 code for a protein of 135 amino acids.
AUGCUGAGAUUAAUCGUUUUUACUCUUCCAUCGAAUCUUCUUCGGCGUCCGGAAUACUCCAUAAACAAAUCUCCGAGUCAAAGCGACGCUUCAACUAGCACGACAGGAAAGCGAGGUGCCAGCUUCUUUCGAAAGACUUCACAAGAGACGGGAAGAAGUCAGAGAGAGAAAACGGGAAUUGAUGCGAUGGCAUUCAGCUUGGCUCGCGGGGAGAUCUCAGAUCAAGCAGAGAACGAAAUAGAAAGGAGACAAGACGCCGAAGUGAUUGAAAAAUGCCAUCAAGAGCAGCCAGAAAAUCAUUCGGGUAGAAAACAAAAGCUCUGGUGGCUGUUUGAGAACCGAACCCCAUGCCCCAAAAAUGUUGCGUUCGUGUCGGUCAUCAUUAGGAAUGAAGCGAAAGGUAUAUAA